This is a messenger RNA of Fonsecaea multimorphosa CBS 102226, 855 nucleotides long. RefSeq lists its product as uncharacterized. The transcript is spliced from 8 exons. The record is from RefSeq and is a predicted model, not a curated record. Bases 1 to 855 code for a protein of 284 amino acids. NCBI's taxonomy places the organism in Eukaryota, Fungi, Ascomycota, Eurotiomycetes, Chaetothyriales, Herpotrichiellaceae.
AUGUCUUACAACGAUGACAACACCCGCGGCGGUGGCUACGGUGACGAUAGCUAUGGCUCUGGCGGACGUCAACAAGGCGGCUAUGGCGACGACAGCUACGGUUCGUCCGGUCGACAGACUGGUGGCGGUCUAGGGUCCGAUGACACCUACGGAGACUCCACCGUCACUGGAGGUCGCAGCACUGGCCGGGAUAACGAAUUCGGCAUGGGCAGUGGCAGGACUGGUGCACAAGAUGCCGGUGGCUUCGGCGCAAGUGAUGAUACCUACGGCUCCGGGACCCGCGAUACCUCUGGUGGCUAUGGAGGUGGUGGCCGUACUGGUGGCGGUCUAGGCACCGAUGACACCUAUGGAGAUUCGACAACCACAGGUGGUCGCAGCACCGGCCGUGACAAUGAAUAUGGCAUGGGCAGUGGCAGAACCGGGGCACAGACAUCUGGCGGCUACGGUGCCAGCGACGACACUUAUGGCUCCAACACUGGCGGUGGCAGUGGCUUCGGAGAUGACAGCACUGGCACUGGCCGCCGCGGGGAUGAUUUCACCUCUACCGGUGGCUCUGCAGGUGGACUCGGUGCCGAUGAUACUUAUGGCGACUCGACCCGAACCGGAGGCGUUUCUUCAGGCCGUGAUGCUGACUACGGAAUGGGAUCCGGCCGCACCCAGCAACAAGACCGUGGCGGCUAUGGCGGUGACAGCUACGGCGGCGACAACUAUGAUGAUAACACCUCAGGUGGCAAGAAAAACGACUCUACCAUGGGCAAAGUGAUGGAGAAGGCGGGCAGUAUGUUCGGAAGCAGCAAGUUGGAGGAACGAGGUACGGAGAAGAGACGUGGUGCUGGAAAUGAUGAUGACUAUUAG